Alternaria atra is the source of this 990-nucleotide messenger RNA. RefSeq lists its product as uncharacterized. The transcript has a single exon. The coding region runs from base 1 to 990 and encodes 329 amino acids. NCBI's taxonomy places the organism in Eukaryota, Fungi, Ascomycota, Dothideomycetes, Pleosporales, Pleosporaceae. Gene Ontology annotation, molecular function: hydrolase activity. The record is from RefSeq and is a predicted model, not a curated record.
AUGGACCCUCUCCUCGCCGCCGCGGAAGCCGCAGCCGCAGCCUCAGACAAGACAUGCACCCCGCCUAGCUCCCCGCCAUCCGCCGAAACGCCCCCAGCGAGCCGUCUAUGGGGUAUUAGCGAUAUACACCUCUCUUUCAAAGGCAAUCGCGAAGCUCUCGAGAAGCUCCUUCCGCACCCGCAUGAUGACCUCAUACUAUGUGGAGAUGUUGGCGAGUCAGCAGAGCAUUGCCGCAUAGCCUUUACCAAGGUUAAAGAAUGCUUCAGACAAGUCUUCUGGGUGCCAGGGAACCACGAGCUAUAUACGCUGCCCUCAGAGAAGGACCAUGGUGCAAGGGGCGAGGCGAAAUACAUGGAGUGCGUCGCCAUCGCGCGGGAGUACGGCAUAGUCACACCUGAGGACGAGUACACGUUAUGGGAGGGCGAAGGAGGGCCAUGUCUCAUUGCACCCAUCUUCACAUUAUAUGACUACAGCUUCCGGCCCAGUCAUGUGAAGCUAGAGGGCGCGCUUGACUGGGCGAGAGAAGAAGACAUAGAAGCGACUGAUGAGCACCUCCUGCAUCCCGACCCCUACUCGUCGCGUAUCGAAUGGUGCAACGCGCUGCUCGACAAGACGGAAAAGAAGCUCACAGCAGCUGUCGCAGCGCACCCAGACACCCCAUUGAUCAUAGUAGGCCACUGGCCGCUGCGGGAAGACCUAGUGAAGCUGUUCAGGGUCCCGCGCUUCUCACUUUGGUGUGGCACAAAGAAAACGGAAGACUGGCACAACAGGUUCAACGCGAAGAUAGUCGUCUCCGGCCAUCUGCACAUCAGAAGGACGGACUGGAUAGACAACACGCGCUUUGAAGAGGUCAGCCUAGGAUACCCAAAGCAAUGGCACGACUGUCAGGAGCGAGGUCUGGACAUCAACGACAUGCUCCGUGAACUAAUGCCAGGUCCGGAAACACCACCAAAAGAUCAGCGGAAGACUGUCUGGAGACAGUUCGGAUGA